CGUAUACAGUUUUCAGUUUUACCUCUACCUCUUAUAUUAUGUAGACGUCUCUGUCGUUGUGGCCUUUCCAGUGAACAUAGUGCUUUGAAAAACCGUUCAUUUAUGGAUGGCAUAAUUAUUGUCCACGGAGUAAAAUUCACGAAAUGCUCAAGUGCGUUACAGUGCGCAAUGGUGUAAUUAUAACAAAUUACAAUACAAUAUUGAACGAGAUGGGUAACUAAAUAUAUAUCAGCUGGCCAUUUAUUUGCGGAGAAGCGAUGGAUCCCUCAAUGUUCUUGCAAUAUUCACCACCUGCCGGGUUACCCCAGGAAUCAAAGCUGGCUACAUAUAUGAGCCGUUCCACAUCAACACCGACCAGGUCGCUGAACCAGGCUAUGAGUAAUCUCACUAUGGAUCCAUCACCCACAGGAAUUCAGAAAACCAUUCUCACACACCCUCCACCGAUGCCGCAUCCGAUGCCACAGCCCCCGCCUAUGAUGGCGCAUUUGCCUCAUCCACAGUUCUCUCCCGGGACGCCGCUGCAUCCAAUUCUCGCGCAUGCACCACCCCCGCAGAUGCUGAUCGGGGAGUUCAUGCCGAUCAAUUACUUCAACCCGCCUCCGAUGCCCAUGCCUCCGGAGUCUCCGCAGAGCUCCCCGCCGAUCCCGAUAGGCAUGCCGCCUAUCAACACGCAAGUGCACCAGGAGAAUGUGGGUGGAACCACUUACUUUUAUUCCACCAAUCCUGACGGCAUGAACACUUCGGGGCUCAAUGCGCCCCCUCUCAAUCAAUCUGGUGGUCUGGUGCCGGAGGGGUGCAUCGGGGUGCCGUCGGCCUACGCGUCCCAGAUGUACGCAGGCGUUCCUGCGCACAUGCCUCCGAUACCUGCGCAAAACAAGCCAGGUCUUGCCGCGACGUUCUAUACGCCCGAGACAAUCAGGGCUGAGAUAUACGAACGCAACGAGGACGUGUUCCUGCAGCCGGACAUACAGCUGCCCGAGACGGUGGAGAUGUAUGCGGAGCUGAUCCCGCUGGAGGGAAGCAGCGCGCACUCGCUGGCCACGUCCUACCGCGCCACGCACCGCGUUAGCGGCGAGCACUACGCUCUGCGUCGUCUGCACGCAUGCGCAGCGCCGCCCGCGUUGCUCAAUCGUGUCGAGUUGUGGCGGAAUGUUGACCAUCCCAACGUGGUCAGGCUGCACCACUGCUUCAUGACUAAGGAUUUUGGAGAUCACUCCGUAGUACUCGUGUACGACUAUCACCCCGCGUGCAUGACACUGAUGACAAAAUACUUGGCGACUGGAACGCCAGGCGGGGUGACUGAUGGCAACGGAGCCUUCCACGACCCCUUCUCUUCGGACCCGGACGCGCCGAGGCCGUACACGCACCAGAAGAAUGCAAUGCUCCGCGCUGUGGCGUGCGGCGCUCUGCUGCCCGAGGCGGUGCUGUGGAGCCUCCUGGUGCAGCUCACCGCUGGCCUGCGGGCGAUCCACACGGCUGGACUGGCUUGCAGGAGCCUCGACGCCACUAAGGUGGUGAUAAACGGUUGUCGCAUCCGCAUCGCCUGGGGCGGGGUAGCCGACGUCAUACACAACGGCAACAUAGACAUCGCUCAGGCUCAACAAGAAGAUAUGACUGCCCUCGGCCGGCUCGCCUUGGGUAUGGCUUGCCGCACCGUUCACUGCGACAAUCUCAACGCCUGCAUGGAUCUCGUCUCUCGCUCCUAUUCGGCGGAUCUGAAGAACCUGAUCCUGUACUUGCUGUCCGGCGCGACACGGCGCUCCGUCGCGGACCUGAUGCCGAUGAUAGGUGCGCGAUUUUACACACAGGUGGAGGCCCUCGAGCGGCGCGCAGACGCAUUCGAGGAGCAAUUGGCCCGCGAGAUCGACAACGGUCGCCUUUUACGUAUCCUUAUCAAGAUGGGCGUUGUCAACGAACGCCCCGACAGGCUGAAUUUGGACGCGAGUUGGUCGGAGACGGGCGACCGAUACAUGCUGAAGCUUUUCCGGGACUAUCUGUUCCAUUCAGUGACGGCGGAUGGUCGCCCAUGGCUCGACCAGGCCCAUCUCGCCAGCGCCCUCAACAGCCUCGAUGGGGGCUCGCUCGCCAAGGUGGAACUCAUGUCGCGCGACGAACAGAGCGUCCUCGUGGUUUCCUACUCGGAGCUGAAGCAUUGCCUCGAAGCCGCUUUCGAGGAGGUAAUGCAAGCGGCUGGGGCAUCCCCCUAGCCAACAACAACCGGCUUCAUGCCGGCCUAGCUUUUUUACCCGGCCCCGUACAGAGUGCAAUGCUGUUGUCUAUGCAUGUACUUAACGGGGUAAACUGGGCACCCGCCGACUUCGACGAAGGCCCGUUCCUUCCACCCAUAGACGAGCUGAACCAAUUAAAUUUAUCUUAAACUCUAUCUCAGUGUACGCUCCGGCGAAUUUAAUGUCUCUAGUGUCUAUAUAGUAAUCACAUAAUCGUUAUGUUAAAAGAUGUCUGUACUUACUCGUGGGGGUGACGGGUCGGUCGUUUCGGUUUGUGCCUGGAGGGUGAGCGAACAAACAAACAAACAAACAGUGAAGUGCGGGGAGCAGUUCGGCGAGGACUGUUCUAUGCGAAUAGACUGUAGGAAUGCGAAAUUAAAAUGUAACUGUGUUGUAACGCGAUCUCAUUUUUAAACGCGAACUUCGCUGCGAAUUCAAAGGAGUCGUCUUCGACUUUGUUUAUGUCUUAUAUUUAUUUUUACGUCGCCCGUUUGAAGCUUUAAGUGAUCAAUUAUAGUUUAUCGAUAUGUCCUUUGAGUAGUCGCCUGAACAAACGCCGCAAACAUUCCAAUCCAUACUAACGCUACCACGUGCGUUGCACAACGCGAGGUACGGGGUGCGAGGUGCGAGGUGCGAGGUGCGAGGUAACGAAGCAUUGUACUGUGAGUAUAUAUGCAUAUAAUUUCUCGACUACUUCUUGUAGUUCGCUAGUUGUUAGUCGUUCGCUACAGGAAGUAGUCGAGAAAUUAUAUGCUAGUAUGUAGCAUACAUAUUAUCUCCAUGUUUAUGUAUUUUUAAUAUUGACGAUUCUCGUGUCGGCGCUCUCGAGACGUUACGAUAUGAAGUGCGCGCCGAUGUUCAGUCAAGUGUAACACUCGGUGUUAUCCUCACGUGAUAUAUAUGAUAAUCGAUGUUUUAACUUUUUAAUGCAUUUUAAGUGUAAACAACGCAUUCAACCUUGUACACUAGACGAAUGGCAUUUUAAUGUUUAUUGCGAAGUAAUCGUACCGCUACCGACAUGUGUAAUCCAAUGCCGAUCUUUUUAGAGGCGAUCGCUCUGAUUAUUUGAAAUUUUAAAUAUAUUAUUUUAUAAUAAUUUUAAAUAUAUAUUUUACUCUAAUAAAUUAAGUAUUCAAU
Messenger RNA from Nymphalis io (European peacock), 3365 nucleotides. RefSeq names its product PAN2-PAN3 deadenylation complex subunit PAN3 (gene PAN3). The record is from RefSeq and is a predicted model, not a curated record. Gene Ontology annotation, cellular component: P-body; PAN complex. Gene Ontology annotation, molecular function: ATP binding; poly(A) binding; protein kinase activity. Bases 258 to 2207 code for a protein of 649 amino acids. Gene Ontology annotation, biological process: nuclear-transcribed mRNA poly(A) tail shortening; mRNA processing; protein phosphorylation. The transcript has 20 exons. Lineage: Eukaryota; Metazoa; Arthropoda; Insecta; Lepidoptera; Nymphalidae.